This is a messenger RNA of Priapulus caudatus, 620 nucleotides long. RefSeq lists its product as uncharacterized. The record is from RefSeq and is a predicted model, not a curated record. Lineage: Eukaryota; Metazoa; Priapulida; Priapulimorpha; Priapulimorphida; Priapulidae. The coding region runs from base 33 to 620 and encodes 195 amino acids. The transcript has 5 exons.
UUCAAGUCAUUGAUUUAUAAGUCCAAAGCUAAAUGGCUUGGGUAUUAGUUAAAUGGGUGGAAGAACCACCUAUGUGGGAUGUCGUGGAGGUGAGCGAAUGCUGUAAAGAGCUGAAGUUUCUCGCUGCUACGAAAACUCUCAAGAAGGCUAUUGGAAAAGUAUUUGAUUUUCCUUGGGGAGAAGAAACGGGACCAGCAUAUGUUCUGGAUUUUGGUAAACAGAACACCAUGGAGAAUAAACGAACAGAAGCUGCACUGGAAUUGGAAAAAUCUAAACCAGCAGGAAAAGGACUUCGUCCAAAAAAACGAAAAGUUUUGGAUGGAGAAGAAUUGGAAUCAAGUUCGGAGAACUGCUCAGCUGAAACAACUUCUACCAGCACAAGCCGUAAAGUCAAAAAGGUCGACUCUUUCCGUAGAGACCAGAACCUUUUUGAUGAUCUAGAGAGAAAGAAACGGGAUGAGAGUAAUACUGCUGAGGUAUGUGGGAAGUGUGAGAAGUAUGACAGGCUAAAGAAGAAGUAUAGAGAGCAGAAGGAAAGGAUCAGAUCGCUAGAAAAAGAAGUAAAGCAGUAUAAAGAUAUUGCUGCUGAUGCUGGGUGUUUGGUGAACUCACGAUAUUAA